AUGAUGCACGCCGGCGCACCUCUCCACCGAGACGAUGCAGUUGAUCUCCGUCACGGCCGCCGCCCUCAAAUCAAAUGUGCAAUGUUUGUUUUCUACAGAACAUUGAUGCUUGCUACAGGAACAACCAUACGGAAACAAUUACUUGUGCCUCUUUUUGCUCUACAAGCACCUUCUAGUGUCGUCUUAUGGAUGAGGGAUGAUUACGGUCGGUGGACUGCUUUUCUUGGUCUUCUUCUGCGUUUGCUGUACCUCAUUCCAGGUGAACUGGAACUUCCUUUAUCAACAGUGCUGCUUGUUACAAGCGCUCCUUACCAAUUUAUUAUGAACUUGAGGAAGUCUCAAGGUGCAGCAAUACUGUCCGCGGCAAUAGCGGGUUAUCUCAUGUUCCAACAUUUCACCAGGGUGAGAUGCUUCAGGAAGGCCUUUGACCAUGAAUCGAUAAUUGCCACGUCUAGCAUCAUCUGCAUGACAGUUACCAGCCUUAUGUUGGUGUUCUGA
Molecule: messenger RNA, 498 nt
Organism: Miscanthus lutarioriparius
Lineage: Eukaryota; Viridiplantae; Streptophyta; Magnoliopsida; Poales; Poaceae
Source: the annotation of a GenBank genome assembly